Molecule: messenger RNA, 1892 nt
Organism: Physcomitrium patens
Lineage: Eukaryota; Viridiplantae; Streptophyta; Bryopsida; Funariales; Funariaceae
Source: RefSeq, a predicted model, not a curated record
GUGUGCAUGGAUUGCCUUCAGGUUUGAUGGAUUCUUGUUAUGAAGACGCAUUUUUCACAUCGUGCAUUAGCUUGUUUUGAGUUUUCCGUGAAGCUGCAGCAGCAUCGGAAACGGCUUCGAUAUACCAAUAUUUUAUUUAUUUAUUUAUUUAUUUUCAGUGGGCGGACAAUUCGAGAUCAGUGGGAUUGUGGGUGGCCAUUUGAGGCUGGAGAGCUGCGAAGUCAGGAAUGUCCGCUGUGUGGGCGACGAAGUGGAGUCGCCUGUCGUUUGCGCAGCUCUCGUCGUCUCACCAGUUUCGAAGGGCGACAUGUCGGAGCCUGCGAGCCCUAGUUCCUACCUUCAGGAGGUGUUUCGAGGACCUGGUUCGAGGGUUCAACAGAUUGAGGAGCACCGAGUUCCACCGAAACAUCUACGCAGGCGUAGGAGAAAUUCAACGGACAGUAUUCACAACAGAAGCAAAUUCGACAUUGGGUGGCGAUGUAGGAGAGGGGUUAAUUGCGUUUUGUGCUGACCACCACGAGGUACCACUUCCCGAGGAUCACAGAUUCCCGAUGACCAAAUAUCGGGCCACGCGCAUGUUAUUAGAGGGAGACAUACAACUGCGUGAUAUUCUUGAGACAAGGCCUGCCCCCUUGCCGUCUUAUGAUGAUGUUUGCUUGGUGCAUGAUGAAGGCUACGUUCAAAGGUUUUCUUCAGGACAGUUGACUGCAAAGGAACAGCGAGCGAUCGGUUUCCCUUGGAGUGUCGAACUCGUAAGACGCUCUUUUGCUUCUACCGGAGGAACAGUGGCAGCAAUGCAUACAGUGAUGCAAGGCCAAAGAAAGGUGGCAGCAAACAUUGCAGGGGGAACACACCACGCUUUUGCAGGUCAUGGGGAGGGUUUUUGUGUGUUUAACGACAUUGCUGUAGCUUCGGCAAUAUGCUUAAGGGAUUAUCCAGCCAAGUGCAAUUCGCAAACUCCAAUCCUUGUUGUGGAUCUUGAUGUUCAUCAGGGUAAUGGGACAUCCAAGUUGUUCGAGAAUGACGAUCGCGUUAUCACUUUUGACAUGCAUGGGGCUGGGAACUACCCAUGGAAAACGAAAAUGAAAUCAAACUAUGAUAUCGGCUUUCCUGAUGGCACCAAGGAUGAAGAGUACCUAGCAAAACUUGCUGAUUGGCUACCGCAUCUUAUUGAGCUCCAUGACCCGAGCCUGAUAUUCUUUCAGGCUGGAGUGGAUGCUCUUAAAGAAGAUAGCUUUGGCCGCUUGGCUAUGACGAGACAAGGGCUGCUGAAGCGGAAUAACAUGGUUUACAGCGCUUGCAUGGAACGCAACCUUCCAUUGGUGAUCACCAUGGGCGGAGGCUAUUCUCGUCCUAUCGAUGCUUCUAUUGAGGCCCAUGCUGAUGUUUAUCGAUCUGCAGCUUUGAGAUAUGGUGCUUUGAAGGUGAAUACUCGACAAACAACUAAGUAGUUUGUGAUUAUGUUCAUUAAACCCUGGGCACGACUGUAUGAGGUGGAUACAGCCGAGGUCUAUGGUUGGUUCCUCCCCAUUUGCGGAGUUGUUGAGUAUAACGUCAUGCACACAAAUCAGUGCAUGGAAUCUUAACUAUUAUCAUCCCAAAUUGAGAUUCAACAAAAACCCUACAAUUCUGGGGUUCUACUUCUAAGUCAACUCUUUGAUGUGCGGUUUAUGCGGGUAGUUCAAAUUUAUAACCAAGAAUAUGACAGAAAUAUUCCCUAGAUAUUCUUUCUGUUCACUGAAUCAUUGCGUAGGUUAUAUAGAAAAUGGCUUUACAGGAAACACAGAAAAACAGAACAUUUAUGUAUUUGUAGGACACAAACAUUGGGUAGUCCAUUUUUAGUCUCUGUAGAAUCAUUUAUUAAACGACUUUGCAACGUGAUUGAAAAGGAC